AGUAGUAGUAGUAGUAGUAGUAGUAGUAGUAGUAGUAGUAGUAGUAGUAGUAGUAGUAGUAGUAGUAGUAGUAGUAGUAGUAGUAGUAGUAGUAGUAGUAGUAGUAGUAGUAGUAGUAGUAGUAGUAGUAGUAGUAGUAGUAGUAGUAGUAGUAGUAGUAGUAGUAGUAGUAGUAGUAGUAGUAGUAGUAGUAGUAGUAGUAGUAGUAGUAGUAGUAGUAGUAGUAGUAGUAGUAGUAGUAGUAGUAGUAGUAGUAGUAGUAGUAGUAGUAGUAGUAGUAGUAGUAGUAGUAGUAGUAGUAGUAGUAGUAGUAGUAGUAGUAGUAGUAGUAGUAGUAGUAGUAGUAGUAGUAGUAGUAGUAGUAGUAGUAGUAGUAGUAGUAGUAGUAGUAGUAGUAGUAGUAGUAGUAGUAGUAGUAGUAGUAGUAGUAGUAGUAGUAGUAGUAGUAGUAGUAGUAGUAGUAGUAGUAGUAGUAGUAGUAGUAGUAGUAGUAGUAGUAGUAGUAGUAGUAGUAGUAGUAGUAGUAGUAGUAGUAGUAGUAGUAGUAGUAGUAGUAGUAGUAGUAGUAGUAGUAGUAGUAGUAGUAGUAGUAGUAGUAGUAGUAGUAGUAGUAGUAGUAGUAGUAGUAGUAGUAGUAGUAGUAGUAGUAGUAGUAGUAGUAGUAGUAGUAGUAGUAGUAGUAGUAGUAGUAGUAGUAGUAGUAGUAGUAGUAGUAGUAGUAGUAGUAGUAGUAGUAGUAGUAGUAGUAGUAGUAGUAGUAGUAGUAGUAGUAGUAGUAGUAGUAGUAGUAGUAGUAGUAGUAGUAGUAGUAGUAGUAGUAGUAGUAGUAGUAGUAGUAGUAGUAGUAGUAGUAGUAGUAGUAGUAGUAGUAGUAGUAGUAGUAGUAGUAGUAGUAGUAGUAGUAGUAGUAGUAGUAGUAGUAGUAGUAGUAGUAGUAGUAGUAGUAGUAGUAGUAGUAGUAGUAGUAGUAGUAGUAGUAGUAGUAGUAGUAGUAGUAGUAGUAGUAGUAGUAGUAGUAGUAGUAGUAGUAGUAGUAGUAGUAGUAGUAGUAGUAGUAGUAGUAGUAGUAGUAGUAGUAGUAGUAGUAGUAGUAGUAGUAGUAGUAGUAGUAGUAGU
Sycon ciliatum is the source of this 1116-nucleotide messenger RNA. RefSeq lists its product as uncharacterized. The transcript has a single exon. NCBI's taxonomy places the organism in Eukaryota, Metazoa, Porifera, Calcarea, Leucosolenida, Sycettidae. The record is from RefSeq and is a predicted model, not a curated record. The annotation marks the transcript as partial.